Messenger RNA from Hydatigera taeniaeformis, 1464 nucleotides. NCBI's taxonomy places the organism in Eukaryota, Metazoa, Platyhelminthes, Cestoda, Cyclophyllidea, Taeniidae. The record is from the annotation of a GenBank genome assembly.
AUGUCUACGAGUAUGUUGUAUUUGCUUAGAUAUAAUUCCCUUAGGAGUCCACUCAAUACUCGCUAUGCAAGCCAAGCAAUGCAGUACAAUUUCAGUCCUAAGCGAAAGGUGAUAUUGUGGCGGCAACUGUGGUUGUGGCUUGCAGAAUCUCAACAGAAAUUGGGUUUAAAGAUAACCGAUGAACAGCUUGAGGAAAUGCGUCACAAUCUGGAACAAGUGGAUUUCGAACAGGCUGCAGAAGAAGAGGCUCGGAGGCGGCAUGAUGUAAUGGCACAUGUUUAUGUUUUUGCUAAGGCAUGUCCUAGGGCAUCUCCCAUAAUUCACCUUGGUGCAACCUCUUGUUACGUGGCUGACAAUGCUGACCUAAUUAUUCUACGCCAUGCUUUUACUCUCCUGGCUACCCGAGUUGCCCGCUGCAUUGCACGGUUUGCUGAUCAGGCGCGUAGAUACCGUGAUGUUGCCUGUCUUGGCCGUACCCACCUCCAGCCUGCCCAGCCCACCACCAUUGGCAGGCGCAUUUGCAUGUGGAUGCAGGACCUGUUGCUCGACAUGGAGAACAUUGAACGCGCUAGAGAUCAUCUCAUUCGAUUUCGGGGCACUAAGGGCGCUAGUGGGACACAGGCCUCAUUUCUAGACCUCUUUGAAGGAGAUGACUCCAAGGUUGUGCAACUGGAUGAAUUAGUAGCGAAGAGGGCGGGUUUUUCGCGACUUUGGUCAGUCACGGGACAGACGUAUCCGCGGAAGUUGGAUGUUGAUUUGGUGAGCAUCCUUUCCAGCCUUGGAGCCACUGUACACAAAAUAUGCACGGACAUUCGCCUACUGGCCAGCUUCAAGGAGAUUGAGGAACCUUUCGAGUCUAAUCAGAUUGGGUCGUCGGCGAUGCCAUACAAGCGCAAUCCUAUUCGCUGCGAGCGGGCCUGCGCCUUGGCACGGUUGUUAAUGUCACACAGCACAGCAGCGUUGGGAACGGCGGGGGUUCAAUGGCUCGAACGCUCCCUUGAUGAUUCUGCGUUGCGACGUGUCCUCCUCCCUGAGGCCUGUCUGGCCGCGGAUGCAUGCCUCCUCAUUCUCCAGAAUGUCUUAGAGGGCUUGGUUGUCUACCCCAAGGUGGUUGAGCGCAAUCUGAUGGCAGAGUUGCCCUUCCUAGCAACUGAGCGUAUUCUCAUGUGGAUGGUAAUGCAUGCCGGGGCAGACCGACAGGAAUGUCAUGAGCGCAUUCGUAUGCACAGUCAGGCUGCGGGUGAUAGGGUGAAGUUGGAGGGCUGCUCCAAUGAUCUGGUUACACGUCUUAGUAGUGAUGCCUACUUUGCGCCCAUUGCCGAUCAUCUGAACAAACUCCUCGAACCCCGCGCUUUCAUUGGACGUGCUCCUAGUCAGGUUGAUCACUUCCUUGCAAAUGAGGUUGCUCCUGUACUGGAACGUUACUCCAACGAACUGGGAGGUGUUUCCACUUUAUCAGUAUAG